AUGGCCCUUCUCGAGCUCUUCUCUUUGCGUUGGCGGUUUCAAGAGAUCAAAAAUAUGGAGCUGCGCCACAACAUCAACGAAUUGAAUGAAAACUCCUCUCACUUCAUCCCUGACAGCAUGUCCAUCUUCGCCGUUGUCAUCUUAUCGCAGAUAACUCUGGCCAUAUCAGGAGUGAUCAAAUCAAAAACCAGUUUCAAGCUCCUUGUCAGCUUCCACGACACCCUGUGUCGAAUCGACAACCAAUUGGAGCGGCCGGCGAAGGGUGGGAAAUUCAAAUACGUGGCCUGCGUUCACCUCAGCCUGCUCGUGGGGCUACUGCUGAUGGAUUAUUCGGUGUGGAAGUUCACGCUUUCCGAGGACGGGGUGUUCUUUUCGCACGCUCUAAGCCGGACCAUGUGCGCCACCAUCUUGGUCCAGUACGAGGACGCUGUUUCUAGUCUCCGGGCUCGUUUCCGGUGCAUCAACUUCGAGCUACAACGUGAACUGGCUGACUACUUCCGGGAGGACUGUCUCGAGUUAGCAACCAAGCGCAAAAUCAAGGUCAUGCCAGCGCGUACCCUUUCGCGGCGACGAGUGGGCGACCUGUUCCAGCUGUUCUGGCUCACAUGUCGCGGGGUGCAGCAAGUGAACGAGGUCUACGGGAACCUCAUCUUCGCCCUCUUGGUGAUGACGUCCCUCCAACUGAUCAUCAUCCCGCACUAUUUCCUCAUCACCAUGUUCAACACCACCGAACCCGUGACGGAGGAGGACAAGAUUUGCGCCGUCGCCGACUCUCUUUGGCUUGGCUUCUUCUGCGUCCAGCUUUUUGUUCUCGUCAUCCCACCUGCCCUCGCGUCUGCUGAGGCUAAUAGAACUGUGGUGAUUGUUUGCAACUAUUUGAACACGAAUACAGAGGAAUACUUUCUGGAAGAGGUAUGGUAUUCACUUUGGAGGAACUCAUGA
Molecule: messenger RNA, 942 nt
Organism: Bemisia tabaci
Lineage: Eukaryota; Metazoa; Arthropoda; Insecta; Hemiptera; Aleyrodidae
Source: RefSeq, a predicted model, not a curated record